ACAUAUGUAAAAUUAUUAAAUUGUUAGUGCAAAAUAUUACUACUAUGCACAGUAACAGCUUUAAAAACUUAAAGCUUUGAUUUUUCUAAUAAUUGCGCAUUCAUCAAUCGUACGCCACUCACGGGGGAGCUUUACAUUUCAAAAUAUUAAUGAAUUGUUGCUUUGGUGGAGAAUUGUGUAAAUAAUUGAAAAUGUCAUUAUUUGGGCAAGAAUUUGAACAAAUUUGGCCAAUAGCCGGUGCAGCGAUUAAACUUACUGAAUUUGGUAAGAAUUUAUUAAAGAAGUGCGAAACUGUUACUAAGCCAGACACAAGUAAUAUUAAUAUUAAAGAAGUUAUAAAAAGGUCAUCCAAUUUCCCAGUUGAGUUCGGUACUAACACUUGUCGCAUCAUCAGUCAACCAAAGGAUCGUUAUCCAAUAAUUGAACAACAAAUUGCAUCGGCUUAUCCAGUAAUACAUGAACGCGUACUGAGUCUCUAUAUUGAUUUCUUGGAGCACAAGUGUAAAUACGGAAAUAAUCGUGAACGUGACCUCUAUACGAAACUAACACUCACAGAUUUCGUACAACGUCUUCUCACUAAACGAUGUGUCAGUUUUUAUGGUAAAAAUGACAAGUUUUUACUCCUAAGUCGUGAAAAAGGCUGUAGUGGUUUUAUGGAAGUUGGAACUGAUAAAGAAAAGCCACCACUAGUACUUUCAAAUGUACUCAGUUUUGACGAAAUUAAAUUAUCUGCGCUCCUAUCAGUUUCUUCACACUCUGAAUUUAUUAAUGAUGGUAAUCGUAAAAAUAUGGGAAUUAUAGAAAAGGAUAAAACUAAAAUAGAGCGUGAUGGUGUUGUUAUUGGAAUUAUUGGUGCGCGCUUAUCACGACGUGAUGUAAUGGAAUUUCAAGAUAUUAUCAUAUCCAAAACACAAAAUACUAAAGAAAAUGGUUAUGGUGAAGCAAUUGAAAAUAUUACUGACACACGUCCAGCAGAUUACCGACGUAUAUGGAAGGAAUUCUAUGAGGAACCGGAUUUUGUUUAUACUAAUAUUGUUAAAGAUGAUCGAAGAUUUGGGGAUUCAGUAAGUAAAGAUGACAUUUUCGAUAGCGUCUUAAUGAAGAAACGUUAUGCUAUUUCAUUUGAUACACUACUCUUGGAAAGUGAAAAUUUAUAA
Molecule: messenger RNA, 1157 nt
Organism: Teleopsis dalmanni
Lineage: Eukaryota; Metazoa; Arthropoda; Insecta; Diptera; Diopsidae
Exons: 5
Coding region: 192-1157 (321 amino acids)
Source: RefSeq, a predicted model, not a curated record